This is a messenger RNA of Malassezia restricta, 1146 nucleotides long. Its product is annotated as TPR repeat protein. The record is from RefSeq and is a predicted model, not a curated record. Bases 1 to 1146 code for a protein of 381 amino acids. Lineage: Eukaryota; Fungi; Basidiomycota; Malasseziomycetes; Malasseziales; Malasseziaceae. Gene Ontology annotation, molecular function: Hsp90 protein binding. The transcript has a single exon.
AUGUCUGCCGAGACGGUCGCUACGGCCGAGCCACCUCGCCAUGCCAGCUUGGAGGACAAGAUGAAGGAGCUCGAUAGCGUGCCGCUCUUUAUGCGGGAUCUGCCGACGGAGGAAAACACGGCGCUCGAGGCGCUGCAGACUCUCGCGUACGAUGGCCCGCCGGAUGAGGUCGCUGAGAAUUUCAAGAAUCAGGGCAACGAGUACUUUCGCGCAAAGCGGUACAAGGAGGCGCUCGGAUUCUACCAGCAGGGUAUACAGGCGGAGUCGGAAGACGCGAAGCUCAAAGAGACGCUGUAUCUCAACAGCGCUGCAUGCCAUCUCGAGCUUCAUAAUUUUGGAUCUGCGCUGCAUGCGGCACGCGACGCUAUUGUAAUGAACCCACGCUCAGUCAAGGCGCUGUACCGCGCUGCGCGUGCCUUUCUCGCACUGAAUCGCACGAAGGAUGCACGUGGAUGCUGCGAGCUCGCCCUGGGCAUCGACCCCGACAAUACCGAGCUCAUACGUCUCCAGGGCCGCGUCGACGAGCACGCCGCGCGUCUUGAGCGUCUCGAGGCGGAGCGAACCGAGCGAAAGCGCCGCGCAACACGCACGGAGGAAGCUUUGCAGGUCGCCUUUGUCGCUCGUGGGCUCUGGCUGACCAAGAGCAGUGAUCCACCGGACAACCCAACGCCUGCCCACUUCGACCCCGAAUCUCUCCCAUCCUAUGCAUCACCUGAUAUCCCGCUCGUGGGUGCCAAGCAAGCAUGGAAGGCACCUGAUCCGAUCCGCACGCCGGUCAUAUUCCCCGUGAUGCUGUUGUACCCUCAGCACAACACGUCUGACCUGAUUUCCGAGUACCACGAAGACACGCCGAUCGGCAUGCACCUCGAGGUCAUGUUUCCACUCGAGGCACGCGGCUCCUUGCCGUGGGACCCGCAAGGCGAAUAUGUGGCGAAUCGUCUUUCGGUCAUUGCCAAAACGCGCAAGGGGCGCCUACUGCGCGUCGGCCACAAGCUAAGUCUGCGCGAACUACUGGAUCAGGGCGCGACGCCUUCGAACGACGAUCGCGACGGCAUUGUGCUGCGCGAUGGCAUCAUCGACCUGUACGUCCUGCCCAAGGGGUCGGACGCCGAACGCCAAUGGAUCACCGCGAACAAGGCCUCGUAG